Gambusia affinis (western mosquitofish) is the source of this 10352-nucleotide messenger RNA. RefSeq names its product unconventional myosin-IXAa-like. Gene Ontology annotation, biological process: intracellular signal transduction. Gene Ontology annotation, molecular function: GTPase activator activity; protein binding; microfilament motor activity. Gene Ontology annotation, cellular component: myosin complex. The coding region runs from base 622 to 7932 and encodes 2436 amino acids. Lineage: Eukaryota; Metazoa; Chordata; Actinopteri; Cyprinodontiformes; Poeciliidae. The record is from RefSeq and is a predicted model, not a curated record. The transcript is spliced from 44 exons.
GUGUGCGAGACUCGGGGUGCCAUCAGAUCCAACAUAUUUAAUCUGAGCAGAAGAGAAUCAUAUGUAUUCCAGAGUGAAUUCUCCACUUGAAAACAAUUACACGUAUUCCAACCGGAGGGUCCUCCCCGAUCACACCCACCCACACGUAUUGCUGCCAUAAAGCUCCCACCCUGCGCUGUGCGUAGACGCGCGUCGCGAGAGCAUUGACUCUACUAGCAGCUAUCGUGGACGUGAAAGAAGAAGAAAAAAAUAGGAGAGGGAGCAGAGAGCAGCAGCAGCAAGAGGAGGAGGAGGCGGACACAACCAGGACUACAACACACCGAACGGACGAAAACAGAAGCUGGAUGAUAUCCGCAGCAGACCUGGAGCUCCGAGCCGCCGGAGAGACGACGUGGUGCGGAUAGUACCGCAGGAUAGCCUGAUUUUUUGUUUGUUUUCUUCCCCUCCCUCUGCUGCGGUGAAAGCAGCCCGGUCUGUCGGUCAGGAGGCGCGCGGCUCGCCUGCUCUUCCUCGUCAGAAAAGAGGAAGGUUUAGGGAGACGCGGACUGAAGGAGUUGGGAUGUCCUGAGUUAGCCCUCCGGUCCCAGAGAGCAGUUUGCCGAUGGGACCUGCUGCUCCACCAUGAGCUUACAAGAUGGCGGCUGCAGCUACGCCAGCAGCGCCAACCUGGCCACUAUUACAGGCAGCAUGCGGCGGCGCCUGGAGGACCAGGAGUUCACCCUGCGCGUCUAUCCGGGCUCGCUGGCCGAGGGCACCAUCUACUGCCCGGUCGCCGCUCGCAAAAACACCACCGCCGCCGAGGCCAUCGAGUGCCUCAUCGAGCGCCUGCGCCUGGAUCGCACCAAGUGCUACGUGUUGGCCGAGGUGAAGGAGUUCGGUGGGGAGGAAUGGAUCCUCAACCCGGGAGACUGCCCAGUUCAGCGCAUGAUGCUGUGGCCGAGGACCGCCCUGGAGAACCGCAGCGGCCUUGGCAGUGGCGAAGACUAUCGCUUCCUGCUGCGAGAGAAGAACCUGGACGGGUCUAUCCACUACGGUGGCAGCUUGCAGAUGUGGCUGCGGGUGACGGAGGAGCGGCGGUGCAUGGUGGAACGGGGUUUCCUACCCCAGCCCGCCGGGAACGACCCGCCGUCAGACCUGUGCACUCUCCCGGAGCUGACCGAGCGCGCCCUACUGGAGAGCCUGCGCGCCCGCUUCAGGCAGGAGAAGAUCUACACUUACGUUGGGAGUAUUCUUAUCGUGAUCAACCCUUUCCAGUUCUUGCCGAUCUACAACCCGAAGUACGUCAAAUUAUACGACAACCACAUGCUGGGGAAGCUGGAGCCGCACAUUUACGCCGUGGCGGACGUGGCGUACCACGCCAUGUUGCAGCGACGGAAAAACCAGUGCAUCGUGAUCUCCGGCGAAAGCGGAUCGGGCAAAACGCAGAGCACCAACUUCCUCAUCCAUCACCUGACCGCCCUCAGCCAAAAGGGGUUCGCAAGUGGCGUGGAGCAGAUCAUCCUGGGAGCAGGACCCGUUUUGGAGGCUUUUGGGAACGCCAAGACGGCGCACAACAACAACUCCAGCCGCUUCGGGAAGUUCAUCCAGGUCAACUACCAGGAGAGCGGCACCGUCAGAGGAGCUUAUGUGGAGAAAUAUCUGCUGGAGAAAUCCCGCCUGGUGUACCAGGAGCACAACGAGAGGAACUACCAUGUGUUUUACUACCUGCUGGCUGGAGCCAGUGAGGACGAGAGGAAGGCUUUCCACCUGCUCAAACCAGAGGAGUACCACUACCUUAACCAGAUGACAAAGAGACCACACAAACUCCACUGGGACAAUUUCUAUGAGUCUGAGCUGGUCAGUAUCGCGCCAACUUGUUUUGAAGUGGAAGGAAAAAGACUGUUUCACCGUGAGGAAGAGCUGAAACUGCAGCUGCAUAUGGAGAUGGUCGGGUUCCUACCGUCCACCCGCAAACAGAUUUUCUCCCUGCUGUCCGCCAUCCUGCACCUGGGGAACAUCCGUUACAAGAAGAAGACCUACAGGGACGACUCCAUCGACAUCUGUAAUCCAGAGGGGCUGCCCAUCGUCUCGGAGCUGCUGGAGGUGAAAGAGGAGAUGCUACUUGAAGCCCUGACGACCAGGAAGACGGUGACCGUCGGAGAGAGGCUCAUCGUUCCCUACAAACUAGCAGAGGCCAACACAGUGAGAGACUCGAUGGCCAAGUCUCUGUACAGCGCGCUGUUUGACUGGAUCGUGUUCAGGACGAACCACGCCCUGCUCAACAACAAGGACCUGGAGGACAGCUCAAAGAUCCUCUCCAUAGGAGUGCUGGACAUCUUUGGCUUCGAGGAUUAUGAGAACAACAGCUUCGAACAGUUCUGCAUCAACUUCGCUAACGAGCGCCUCCAACACUACUUCAACCAACACAUCUUCAAGCUGGAACAGGAGGAGUACCGGGCUGAGGGCAUCACGUGGCACAACAUUGACUACAGCGACAACAGCGGCUGCCUCAACCUCAUCAGCAAGAAACCCACGGCUCUGUUCCACCUGCUGGACGAGGAGUGCAAUUUCCCCCAGGCCUCCAAUCAGACCUUGCUGGACAAGUUCAAGCGUCAGCAUGAAGGAAACAGCUACAUCGAGUUCCCCGCCGUCAUGGAGCCCGCCUUCAUCAUCAGACACUACGCUGGUAAAGUCAAGUAUGGAGUCAAGGACUUCAGGGAGAAGAACACUGACCACAUGAGGCCCGACAUCGUCGCCUUGUUGAAGAGCAGCAAGAACGCCUUCAUCUGCGGCCUGAUGGGGAUCGACCCGGUGGCAACCUUCCGCUGGGCCGUGUUGCGGGCCUAUUUCAGAGCCGUUGUGGCUUUCAGGGAGGCCGGCCGCAGACACACCCACAGCAAAACAGGGAAUGAUGCAGCUGUCCCCUGCGCUGUAGUCAAAACUGUUGACAGCUUCAGCUUCAUUCAUCACCCGGUUCACCAGCGGAGCCUUGAGAUCCUUCAGAGAUGUAAAGAUGAAAAAUACAGUAUCGCUCGUAAGAAUCCACGAACGCCUUUGUCGGCUCUUCAAGGCACCAACGCCCUGAAUGAGAAGGCCAGCUGGGAUGGCUACGGCGUUGGGUGCAACGGUCGCAGCUCGCGAUCGGGUUGCGUCUCGUCAUCAGGAAGCCCUGCCCUGGAGGAAGAGGGCAUCUUCCUGAACUCAGGCAGCAGCAAGCUCCUGGAGAGAGCUCAGGGUAUCCUACUGAGAAACAAAAACUUCAAAAGUAAACCAAGCCUUCCCAAGCACUUGUUGGACGUGAAGUCUCUGCGCUAUCUGAGCAGCGUGACGCUCCAUGACCGCAUAACCAAGUCUCUGCUCCACCUGCACAAGAAGAAGAAGCCGCCCAGCAUCAGCGCUCAGUUCCAGGCGUCCCUCACCAAGCUGAUGGAGACUCUGGACCAAUCAGAGCCGUACUUCGUCAAGUGCAUCCGCUCCAAUGCAGAGAAGCUGCCGCUGCGCUUCAACGACAGCCUGGUGCUCAGGCAGCUGCGCUACACCGGAAUGCUGGAGACGGUCCGGAUCCGCCAGUCGGGAUACAGCAUCAAGCACACCUUCCAGGAGUUCGUUCGCCAUUUUCAUGUGCUGCUGCCUCGAGGAACGAGCCCCACCAAGUCCGGGAUCCGAGAAUUCUUCAGACGGAUCCACCUGCCUCCCGCCGGGUACCAAGUGGGCCACACAGUGGUGUUCCUGCGCGAGGCGGAGCGCCAGCGUCUGCAGACCCUCCUCCACCAGGAAGUGCUGAGGCGAAUCGUCAUGCUGCAGCGCCGCUUCAGAGCCGUCCUGGAGAGGAGACACUUUGUCAGCAUGAGGCGAGCAGCGCGCGUCAUCCAGCGAUGGUGGCGAUCGUGUCUCCUCACACAAUCUGGCGUGGACUCGAGCGUUGAGGAGGCGGCGGCGAUGUGUCUGCAGUCAGCGUGGCGCGGAUACAGGGAGCGCAGGCGGUUCCUGCAGCAGCGGGCGUCCGCCGUCACCAUACAGCGCAGCUGGAGGAGCUGCCGCCGGCGCCGCUGCACCCAGGCGGCCGUAGUCAUCCAGACUGCCUGGAGGCGGGUCAUGGAGAGGGACCGGUUCUGUAGGGCGCGCAGCUCCGUGACUCAGCUGCAGGCUGUCGGCCGGGGAUACCUGGCUCGAGUCAGGUUUAAACUCCUAAGGGAGCAGAGUGAAAUGCUCAGCAGACGGCCGAGGCCUGACACAGAGACGGACGCGGGGAACUUGGAGGACUUGGUCCCAUCAGGACUGGACGUUUCUGUUAGCGCAGACUCUUCUGAGGAACCUGAUCCCACCAAGAUGGACCGAGAUGAGGACUCUGAGCGAUCCAGGAGCAUGGAUGAAAUGAGCCACAAGAACCGGUCGAAGCGGGAGAGCAGGCGCAUGAGAGAACUGGAGCAGGCCCAGUUCAGCUUGGAGCUCCUCAAAGUCCGAACCACCAGCAAGGAGGGUUCUCUCCCAGAAGACGCCACCGCCGACAGCAGCCUCGCUCAGACGGAUGACCGCCAUCAAAGACUCUCGCCACAGGGAUCCCUGGCUAGUCACGGCAGUUUUGAGAUGCUCAGCGUGGACGAAAUGGAGACGGAAGGAAGACCUCUGCAAAUUCUCAGAGAUUCGAACCACAAUGAGCAAACAGUGAAGGAGCUGAGGUCAGCGGGACCACGGGCGACGUUUUACAUCCCUUCGGACCAGAGUCCAGUUAAUAAACCCAAACUGGGAAGUCCUGGGAGAUCCAUCAAAGAUAGGAAGGAGUCGGUUUCCCGAAGGCCUGUGGUGGUGUUGAUCAGCAUGCAGAAAGAGAGUCCUGUGGAGGAGGGGGAGCUGCUGGCAGCUCACACCCUAGAAGGGGCUUCUCAAACGGGACCAUUUGACUCCUCUACAAUACCCAGUGAAGGUGUAGGUGCACCCACACACAAGAAGCAACCCACUGAAGUCUUUCCCCACGCAAAGAAAGAUGUAGCUGGGGCGGAGAAGCCCUCAAAGCCUCCAACUCAAGCACUACGAGGAGAGAACCCAGAGGAACCAGCACUUUGUCCCCCAAAGGUGGACGUCCAGAUCGGCCAAAAGUCUGGUGUGUCCACUGUUCUUCCAGGUAAGCAGGAAAGGAAGACGGUUCGUCCUGCACAGGAGGCUCCCAGCCCGAUACUGGACACCAAGCCGCCAAAAGCCCAGAAGAAGAGCUCCGCUCAGACUGUGAUCGUGAACAUGGUGGAGAAACCGUCCAGCACUGUGUUCUCUCCACCCAGACGCAAGCUGCCUUUCUCCAAGUCGGAUAAGGAUUUGGUGAACCAGGAGAGAUCUCUCUCUCUUUCUAUGCACAGAGACGACUCUAAAUCUGCUGGAUCCAGAAACAGAGAGCAGGUGGGCCGCCCCGGCCCCAAAAAGAAAGCCCGAAUGUCCCGGACGCGCUCCGACUUCCUGACCCGCUGUAACUCGGAGGGGGCCACCCAGUCGGACGACGACGACGAAUACUACAUCCCCGCACACUCCUGCACGCUGCCCCCCUCCCUGUCUCCCCCACGAGCCCGCCCCAGCACCGACUGUCACAGUGACUCCGAGAUGUCUCAUAAAGAGCAGAAGAAGAUCCAUAAGACCAUGUCAUCAGGGGACCUGGGCAAAGUGGAGAUCCUCAGGAAAUCUUCCAGUCAGGAUGGAAGGAUGAGAGGUAAGAUGCGUUUCUGGAGCAAGACGAAACACAGCGAGAAAAAACUGUCGAGGGAGAAGCAAACCAGCAGGAGUGAGGCUGGUGAGACGCAUGAAAGUGCGUCUCCUCCGAGGAGUCCGGAUUUGGAAGUGAUUCCUUCGCGGGAGAUCCAGGAGAACAAGGAGCCCUCUCCAAAGAUGAAGCGGCGCCGCAGCUUAAAGAUCAGCAGCAUCGCCGUGGAACCGGCCCAGUGGCAGAAUGACUCGCUGCACAUCCUCAGCUCGGCCCACGACUACCGCACCAUGAACGAAUUUCUCAUGAAGAAGAUCGCUGACUUGGACUCAGAAGAUAGUAAAAAGGACACCAUGGUAGAUGUUGUCUUCAAGAAAGCGCUGAAGGAGUUCAGGAUCAACAUCUUCAACUCGUACUCCACCGCCCUGGCUAUGGAUGAUGGGAGGAGUAUCCGGUACAAGGACCUGCACGCGCUGUUCGAGCACAUCCUGGAGAAGACCAUGCGUCUGGAGCAGAGGGACUGGAGUGAGUCGCCGGUGAAGGUGUGGGUCAACACCUUCAAGGUUUUCCUGGACGAAUUCAUGACCGAGUACAAACCCAUGGAGGGAACCAUCGGCAGGACUCUAAAGCGUGAACGCAAAAAAUCCAGGAAGAAAGAAACUGACAUCGUGGAAGAGCAUAAUGGGCACAUCUUUAAGUCCACUCAGUAUAGCAUCCCCACCUACUGCGAGUACUGCUCCUCCCUGAUCUGGAUGAUGGACCGCGCCUGCGUUUGCAAAUUGUGCCGCUACGCCUGCCACAGGAAGUGCUGCUCCAAGAUGACCACUAAGUGCAGUAAAAAGUACGACCCGGAGCUGUCGUCCCGUCAGUUUGGAGUGGAGUUGUCUCGUCUGACCAGCGAGGAGCGCGCCGUUCCCCAGCUGGUGGAGAAACUCAUCAACUACAUCGAGAUGCACGGCCUCUACACGGAGGGAAUCUACAGGAAGUCGGGCUCCACCAAUAAGAUCAAAGAACUCCGGCAGGGCCUGGACACAGAUGUGAGCAGCAUCAUUCUGGACGACUACAACAUCCACGUCAUUGCCAGCGUUCUCAAACAGUGGCUCCGCGACCUGCCCAGCCCGCUCAUGACCUUUGAACUGUAUGAAGAGUUCCUCAGAGCCAUGGGCCAACCGGACAAGCGGGAGGUGAUCCAAGGCGUGUACUCUGUCAUCGACCAGCUCAGCCGGACACACCUCAGCACCCUGGAGCGCCUCAUCUUCCACCUGGUCAGGAUUUCCCUGCAGGAGGAGACCAACAGGAUGUCCGCCAACGCUCUCGCCAUCGUCUUUGCUCCCUGCAUCCUCCGUUGCCCGGACACCAUCGACCCGCUGCAGAGUGUCCAGGACAUCAGCAAAACCACAGCGUGUGUGGAGCUGAUCAUCAACGAGCAGAUGAGCAAGUACAAAGCUCGUCUGAAGGACAUCAGCAGUCUGGAGUUUGCAGAGAGCAAAGCCAAGAGCAGGCUGACCCACAUCAGGAGGUCCCUGAACAAAGUUCGUGUUCGGCAAAGCGGCUCCCACAUCCCCUCGCCUCCUCUGAGCCCUAAAGCAGAAGGAGACGGAGUGGGAGGAGCCGGAGGAGGAGGAGGAGGAGAGGAGGCAGCAGGAGAAACGGGGAUCAACGAGCAGCAGCAGCAGGCCAUGCAGCAGGAGGAGCGGAUCCUCACGGAGCAGAUCGAGAGUCUGCAGAAAGAGAAGGAGGAGCUGACGUACGAGAUGUUGGUGUUGGAGCCACGCGCGUCCGACGACGAAACGCCUGAAUCAGAGGCAUCCAUCGGCACAGCGGACAGCUCUGAAAACAUCACCAUGGAAAUGGAAGGAGCCACAUCCGACCCCUCUGAACGCGGGACGUAUCGAUCGAGGAAGUCCGAGGCGAAGACCAGACGGACUCUGCGUCGUCAGCCGGACUCUCAGGACUCGGUCGACUCCGCCUCCACCACCUCAUCCUCCUACCAGCCCUCUUCCUCCCUCUCCUCCAUAGCCUCCGGUUCCCCAUCGCCCCACUACCGCUUCCGUUCGUCCUCCUCCGGGCCCCUGCUCACCUCCUGCGGCCUGGGGGCCCCGCUGGCGGAACCGGAGGACGGCCAAAGGACCGGAAAGACUCGGCUCAGGCUCAGGCUGAGCCGCAGCUCGCCACGCGACUCCUCGGGAGGCCAUCAGAGGGAGUCGGACUUCGGCCCGGGCCCACAGCAGCUGGUUCUGUACAGCAAUAAUGAGUUUAUGGUGUGAUGACGAGGUGGGUGACGAAGACUAACUGCUGCCGGUUUCUGAAGGGAAUCAUGGGAAGGUUCCAGGUUAGUGCGGAGGCCCUCCUCUUUGCCCAAUCCCCGUCACCCUCUGACCCAGUCGAAGCCGAGCGAAUUGGGGGAGUGACAAUGCGGAGGGACGCUGCGGCAAACGGCCAAGAGAAGCGGACUUGAUGAUCUGUGCAGACCAAUGUGAAGUUCGGACAUCUCAGUACUUUAUGCCCCCUGCAGGUGUACCAGGGGUCGCUUAAAGGAACAACAAGAGGGGGAAGAAAAGAUACUAUUGGGGUGGCGGUGUUACUUUAAACAAAUUCCUACAAAGCCAAAUCUUACGACGCCCCAUCUUUAUUUUUCAGCAGGUGGGUAAAACCACCGAGAAGAAAUGUAGCCAUACUGACUGAACUGGUGGAACCAGCGCCAAGCUAAUGUGCUUUUCAUCACGUUUACACAGGACACACCAACCAAGAGGCUGCACGCUUUUCCUCCACUCCUGUCCUUACAUCCCUUAGAACAGACUGUCAAAACUGUAUUAUUAUUAUUAUUGUUAUUAUUAUUAUUAUUAUGUUACAGAGGACGUAAAUGUACAUAGAGUCCAGUGCUGCUCCCCAUUGUUCCUGAUCUGUGUCCUUUUUUUUUUUUACCUUCGUAAAGUGAAGUGUCAGAAAUUCAGGUUCCACUUUCGUUCCCGUUCUGAUGCCGCUCGCUUUGCGGCCGUUUUUCCCGGAGCCAGUUUGGGAAGAGGCGAUGUUCUGUAUGUCAAUAUAGAGUGUCGAUUGGCCGGCCGCCAGGAAGUGUGUGUUUUUGUACUUGCCUUUUUGUUUUCAGCACAGGUUUAAUUUAGAAACAUCAGUGUUACUGCAUCAGGACUUGAAUUUUAUUUUAUUUUUUUCUUGUUAACUGUACGAUAUUGCUGUAUCAUAGGCGUUUAUUGAUAUCAAAGAUGUCAUGUUUUGUUAUGAUGAAAGCCAUUUUUUCUCUCUCUCUUUUUUUCUAACAUCUCCUUCACUUCUUUGCAUAUGUCGCCUCUCCUAUCCCUCAUUUUCCACUCUAGGAUUUCUCUCGGAAACGGCGACAACCGUUUCCGGUCACACUAACUGAGGGCGGGGCGUCCUAUCGCCUCGCGCUUACCGACACACUUUAACCGUCCAUUAUCUCCUCUGAGCCACUCAAACUGCUCCGCUCUUUCCCGUCUUAACCGUAGCUCUUCUCUAGCUCUCCUCUCCGGGUUCUCGCUGUGAAACGUAGCAUUUAAUCUGCCUGCUAACCAAAACAAGUAGCGACUAAUCCCACCCGCUCCGCGUGCGUGCGUACUCUUCCUCACCUCCUCUGUCUAUACCAUGACGUCAUCUCGCUAACUCCACUCAGUGUUCAUCAGCUGACCGGCCUCAGCGGUUUGCGGUACGUUGCGAAAGCCUCCGCGCCCCUCGAGCUUUUCCUGUCGCCGUACGGCCACCAAACUGCAGUGUGUUUUAUCCGAGCGAAGAUUGUUUCGACGAGAUUUUCUGUCUCGUUUUGUGUUUGAUUUGUGGAGCCGAAAAUAAAAUCCAUCCGGAUUUGUGGUCGUGAUGCAAGGCAAAGAUCUGAAAACGCUGCAGGGGUGCGAGUACUUCAGCAAGGCACUGUAAUUGUUUCUUUUUUUUUUUUUUUUAUAAAAAAUUAAAAUAAAUAAACAAUGUUAUAAAAUACAUUAACUGUAAACCUGUAAGGAUUAAAAGAAAAAGUGAAUCUGCUUCUGGAAGUGAGCUGAAAGAACAAAACCGCUCCUCGGUCAGUUAUCUUCACAGUAAUAUUUGUGGUGUGUUUCCAUAUGACAUUCUGGGAAAAAAACAAAAAAAAACAAAAAAAAAGGAUUUAAAACAGGAAAAAGUGAAUGUAACUGUCACUGGAAGGCAUGCCUCGCUUUCAGUCGUUGUUUUGUUCCUCUUUUAUACACAGUGUAUGUACUAUUUAUGAUCAUGGCAUUGCGAUGUACAUUAGUUGGAAAAAGAGUCUGUUAUAAAUAGGAUAUAUUAUCCUUUCAUUACCAAUUAUUAAUCAUGGCAACAUUUUUCUUUCCCUCCCCCCAACAGGCUACACCCGGUUCUGUCUUUUUGUUUGUUUUGUUGUUGUUUUUUUUUUCUUUGCGCAGGGAAAACUGAAAAAAAGAAGUGUUGCAAAAAAAAGUGGACAUAGUUAAGUAUAUAUAAAGUGCAAUUUGUGUUUUCUUUUUCAAAAUGAUUUAAACAUCUUUAUUGUUGUAAGGAGGAAAAAAAACUAUGGGGAAAAAUUUCAUCUGCUUAUUAAAAAAAUGGCAAAAAAAAAUUGCAGCCAACCAUGAGUGAGUAGUGUGAUUUCUUGGCACAGCCGGUUGCGUUAGUCUGUACUUGCUGCUAAUGCAAUAGCGUCUAUUGUUAGCGAAGACGC